Messenger RNA from Bombyx mandarina (wild silkworm), 1932 nucleotides. It is a transcript of the gene Cpes, whose product is annotated as Ceramide phosphoethanolamine synthase. Lineage: Eukaryota; Metazoa; Arthropoda; Insecta; Lepidoptera; Bombycidae. The record is from RefSeq and is a predicted model, not a curated record.
AUGAAUUGUUCGCGUUGCACACUUUUCCAAGUUUCAGUUUGGCGAGACCUCGCCGUGAGAGCGUACGUGUUUCGCGAUUUAAAACAAAGCCACAAAGAGCUCGAUGCGAAAUUUAAUCCCGUACGAUAAAUGUUACACGUGGGACGUUUUUAAUACUGUGUGAUAAUGAAACGCGUAUAAACCGUAUUAUAGUUUAGUGAUUACAAAAAAAAAGUGCAAUGGCCUUCAAAUAUAACUUUUUUUUCAAUCCGUUACGCCGUGAUGAUGUGUGAACGAAAAAAUAAAAUAAAAUUGGGACAUUAACUGGUACAUUUUAAAGUGCCCAAUGAAUCUAAAAUAGUUUAUUUACAUAGUUUAUUUAUAGAAAUUACGUGGGAUUAGAAGUAUAGACGUGUUUGGACGUGCGAUGGGCGGAAUCGGAGCGAUUGUGUUUUAAAACGAAGCCUUAGAAAAUACACGUAUUGGAUUAACAGUUAACAAACAUAAUGUGGCCACCAUCGCAAGCCAGCAAAUUCCUUAUUUUGCUUGUACUCAUCUUAGUCGUCAUUUACUGCGUCUUCAUGGACACGCUCUUGUAUAUGAGAGUGCAGUAUUACAGCAUAGAAACAUUUGAGACUUCAACGCAAACCACAUUCCAAGAAUCGCCCACAACGAGACUCCGGGCUCUGAGCUACGAAGAUGUUGUCUGGAUACCUUGCAGUGUGAAUCCUUUAUGCCUUCCAACAGUCAAGGCUUUGAUGGUCGAUCACAUCAACCAUUACAUCUACGGUCCCUUGUGCGCGAUCCUAGAUAAAGCAUUGAGGAUAUCCGAUAGAAUGCUCUUCCUGACACCGAACACGAUAUCGUGCGCUCACGUUUUUAUAGCAAUGAUUGGCGCGAACCUUUUGACGUGUCCGAAUCUAAGCGUCCGUCGUAUGGGCAUAGUGCUCUUCCAGAUCAGGAUGUUCCUGGACGAUUUGGACGGUCACGUGGCUAGAGAGCGUAAGCAUAUCAGAGGUGAAAGGUCAGAAGUCGGCAGCCUUGGUUACUGGGUCGACGGAAUUUGCGAUUUAAUUGGCGUAGUCGCGAUGAUGCUCGGCAUAUUCGUGUACUUCAAGCAGUAUCCGCCCAGACGUGGGUACAGGGGUACUUCAGCAUCAGCGUUACCGUACUAUCAGCUAAAAGAGAUGAACGCUGCCGAGAAUAUGGAAAAGGACCACGCGUCAGACGUGGGGAUCUCGUACAAAACCAAAGUGUCUCUGAAGGCGAUAAUUCAAGUUAUUAUACUGUUUUCUGGUCAAAUGGUACUGUCUUCUGUUGCCUGGAAUAGAUAUAUAAAUGUUUACCAGGAAAUGUUCGAGAACAGCAAUGGAUAUCUGGCCAGGAGGCUGGUCACUUUUAGAUCUGUGAGAUUCUUUUGUGCCACUUUGAUGUGGAGGAUAUUGAACCCGCAUAGUUACUUGCAUGUUCUAUCGCUAGCCGUGUUUAUUGAUAAGACGUGGUCUCUCCUGAAAUCGGUCCGAUACAUCGGCUACGUGUUGUUGUUACUGGCCGUUUUUGUAACUGAAUAUUUGAUUAGUGGCUUCGAAGCCUCCGUUAAAACCUCCGUUGAUGGUAGAUAAGCACAUGUUAUCAGUCUUAAGAGUUUAGUUACUUUGGUUAUGCCACGAGAAGCGGUAAUUUUAGUUGACAAUGUAAACCCAGUUUUAACUUAUUAUUUAAUUAUUUAAUGUAGGUUGCCUGGUCGAUGAUGCUAUAAGCGUUGAAGCCGGCAUUUUUUAUUUACAAAUUAUUAAAAAAAAUCAUCAAAACUGUCUCUGUCUAAAGGGUGGUAUGCGAUUUUCAACUUUAACUUCAAGACAGUGUGUUGCAUAAUUCAUUACAUAUCGAAGAAUUGUAUAAGUUUAUUGCCUUGUGAGCCCUUAUGAUCUUGCUUCGCUAACCUUUUUUAUU